Staurois parvus is the source of this 306-nucleotide messenger RNA. The record is from the annotation of a GenBank genome assembly. Lineage: Eukaryota; Metazoa; Chordata; Amphibia; Anura; Ranidae.
UCUGUACCAAAAGCAGUAACCCCCCCGAGCUACACUCGGGCUUACCAUGCGGCGUUGCUCAGGGAUUCCCUGCAGCACUUACCUUGUCCUUCGCUCCCGCGAUGUGUCCCCUGCAGUGUCCCCGGUCAUCUCCUCCAGCCGAUGCCGGCAUCCAGCUUCCGUGUUCCGGUCCCUGUGACGUCAGGGCGUACGGGCGCCGGAGCCGGCGGCAAAUUUGAAAUUUUUUUAAAAAUGUCAUUUUUUAAAAAAAUGAUUUUGUCCCGGGUGCUUUGUCCUGUGCCCUGUCUGCAUUUUUACUGUUCUUUC